Molecule: messenger RNA, 1708 nt
Organism: Phragmites australis (common reed)
Lineage: Eukaryota; Viridiplantae; Streptophyta; Magnoliopsida; Poales; Poaceae
Product: acyl transferase 10-like
Exons: 2
Coding region: 88-1413 (441 amino acids)
Source: RefSeq, a predicted model, not a curated record
CGCCGUGUAACCCCACCCACACCGAUCGAGCCGUCUGCCUCUGUUGGCUUCCUGCGCCCUUCACGACGCACCAAGAUCAAGAAAGCCAUGGGCGUCUUCUCCGUGACCAAGCUGUCCGAGGGCCCCGUGCGGCCGUCCGCCGCCACGCCGUCGGAGACGCUGCCCCUGGCCUGGGUCGACAGGUACCCGACGCACCGCGGCCUCGUCGAGUCUGCGCACGUGUACCGCGCCGUCCCGCGCCCGCGGCUGGCCCCGGCCGCGAACGGGGAGGCCGAGGCCGACGCGAAGGAGGCGGCGAAGAAGCAGAAGUCCCCGGGCGCGGUCGUGCGCGGCGCACUCGCGGACGCACUGGUGCACUACUACCCGUUCGCGGGGCGGAUCGUGGAGGACGUGCCGGGCCGUCCCGCCGUCCUGUGCUCGGCCGAGGGCGUCUACUUCGUGGAGGCCGCCGCGAACUGCACCCUAGCCGACGUGAACUUCCUGGAGAGGCCGCUGCUGCUCGGCAAGGAGCAGCUCGUGCCGUGCCCAUCGCCGGAGCUCUGGCCCGUCGAGCCGCACAACAGCCUCGCCAUGAUACAGGUCACUACGUUCACCUGCGGCGGCUUCGUGGUCGGCCUGCGCACCAACCACGCGGUGGCGGACGGCACGGGCGCAGCCCAGUUCCUGAACGCCGUCGGGGACCUAGCCCGCGGGCUGCCGGAGCCCCUCGUCAAGCCCGUCUGGGGCCGGGACAUCUUCCCUGACCCGGACAUCAAGCCCGGCCCGCUCCCAGAGCUGCCCGUUCUGGCUCUCGAGUACAUCGCGUUCGACUUCCCGACCGGCUACCUUGACAAGCUCAAGUCGCAGUACGCGGCGUUCACCGGCGGCAAGCUCUGUUCCGGCUUCGACAUCGUCAUCGCCAAGCUCUGGCAGUGCCGGACACGGGCCAUCGAGCCCGCCCCCGGAGCGGACGUCAAGCUCUGCUUCUUCGCCAGCGUCCGCCACGUGCUGAAGCUGGAGCCGGGCUACUACGGCAACGCCAUCUUCCCCGUGAAGGUGUCGGCGCCGGCGGAGAAGGUUGCGGGCUCGUCGGUGAUCGAGAUCGUCGGCAUGGUGCGGGAGGCGAAGCGGCGGAUGGCCGAGGACUGCCUGAGCUGGGCCGAGGGCCGCAACGGCGGCCACGACCCGUUCCAGAUGACGUUCAACUACGAGUCGGUGUACGUGUCGGACUGGAGCAAGCUCGGGUUCUCCGACGUGGACUACGGGUACGGCAUGCCGAUGGCGGCCGGCCCGCUGGUGAACUGCGACCUCAUCGCGUCGGUCAUCGUCAUGAAGGCGCCGGCGCCGCUCGCGGGGACGCGGCUGCUGGCGAGCUGCGUCACCAAGGAGCACGCCGACGACUUCGCCCGCAGGAUGAGGAUGGACCUCGUCUGAGCGUGCACGCAUGCUCCCAAGAAUUGAACGAAGUCGACCGUACGUACGUAUCAGAGAUAUGCGCGCUAUGAAUAUGCAUGGUAAUUAUAUAUUGUAUAUAUUUCCUGUGAAUGAGAUGGCGCUACAUGUACGAACAAAUUUUCAUGUUGCUGAACGCUGAGGGACGAAACAGCUUGCAUCAGUCAGUGCUGAAAACAGAAGCUAGUUUCGUGCAAGUUUUGUUCGUACACUUAGCAACACGCUAUUUAUUGGUUACUGCAAAGUCAACUAUACAUGUUGUAUGUAUUUGAGUCGA